AAACCUAUCGAGGAAAGAAUUUUUUUUUCCUUACAGUCAAUUAUUAUUUACUACCAAAUUUGAAAAACUUCUUCAGGUUUAAAAGGGAAGGGUAAGGUUUUUAUUUUUGCUUUGCGUACGCGAAAAAGUCACUUGUGAUUGUAUUACAAGUGGAAAAAAUUAUUUAAUAAACCUUCCUUCCCAUACCCUUCUUUUACCCGAUUUAGUUUUUUAUAAUUAAUUAAAGAAAAAUUUUUUGUUACUUUUUUUUUUAAAAAAAAAGAGAUAACAUUGAUUGUACUGCAGUUCGUUUUUGUAAUGACUUCAAUAGAAGAAAACUCUAUACUUAGCGCAAGUGAGAGAGCAGCAAACGAAUUUUACAGCUGGGUUCGUCAAAACAUCAUUGCGUUUCUUCUAUUUGUCUCCCUGUAUUCGAUAUCUUAUAGUUUAUUACAACGAUUUCGAAGGAAAAACAGAAUUACAGACAUAGAAGAAGAAGAGGAUGAUCCGUAUGGCAUAGAUAGUUUAAUAAUUAUCAUAUUGUGUGCGGGAGGAUUGGCAAUGGCAUUAGCUGGAUUUUUGUUAUGGCCAUUUACUAUGAUAGCAACAGCUUUGUUACAUAACGAAAUAUUUUCAGGAAAUUAUUAUUUGACUUGGUUGGAUGUUGAAUUAUUGGUGACUUUAUGGAAUUACGCUUUUAUAGGCUGUAAUAUUUCUUUAUUUGCCUUAUUACCUUUUGCUUUUUUUUAUAGUGAAACCGAUCAACUUCGAACCUUUUUUGCCAAGGCAAGGGAAACCUUAAUAAUUAUGGGUUUGGUUGGAAUGUUGAUGUAUGGUUUUAUUUAUACUUUGAAAAUGCUUUUUGGAAUAUCAAAUGUAGAUGAAUUAGAGAUGUUGAAUUUAUUUACAUGUAUAGGAGGUGCAUUGAUAUGUUUAAAAGCAACCCCAAGAGGUUAUAUUGAAAUAUUUUCAUGUAUUAGCAAGCUUCCUUUGCGACCAAAUUAUCGAAGAUCUUUAAAGGAAAAGUUGAAACGAAAUAAGAUGGAUAUUACCGUAUGGCAACAAAGAUUGGAAAAUUUAGAGCGUGGGUUGAGAUCAAUAUAUAGUGUUAAUAAUACAUCACGUUCCGCUAUAUUAGUUCCUUCGACAGAAUCGCAAUAUUCUUAUUCAUCUGAAAAGUUGUAUGCAUCUGGAAUUGCUAAUAAUAUCAUAACCAAUAGAUCAGGGCACCUUUCAAAUUCAAGAAAUGAAAUCAUUGCAAAGAUUAAUAAGCUCGAAGAAGAAGAGAAGCGAUUACAAAAAGAUCUCUCGCAUUCUCCACUUUAUCGAAAUAUGUUAUUUUUAGUUCUUUUCAUAGUUAGUCACUUUAUUUGGUUGCUAAUACUUGGACAUAUCUUGUACGCUUUGAUGAAGAGUCUAUUGGUAGAUGAUGGAAAGGAAUUAAAAAAUUUGGAGGCGCUUAUCGGCAAACAAACGGUAUCAUUAUUUGGAUUUGGUACAUUAAAUGAAAUUACACUGAUUUUUUGUUUUACCUCAGCAACAAUUAUUGGAGUUUAUUCAAUAUCCCCAUUUAAACGAAUUAGACCUCGUUUAGGAAAAAUGACGGUUCAACAAAUUAUAGCAAAUGUUACGGUUUUAUUGGUGAUAAGCAGUUCGUGGCCUGUUUUAGUUAGAGUCUUGGGGUUAACAAGAUUAAGUUCAGCUGGACCUUAUGAGAAUUUUAGUACAAUGACUAAUAUAGGACAAUAUCUCGCUAUGGCUUUUAGAGUUAGCGCUUUGAUUACAACAGUAUUCUCAACAUUAGAAUACUAUGUAUUGAGAAUGAUCAGAAAUCCUUCUCAUACUCCUAUCGUAAAUGGAACUUCACGUCAACCAUAUAAUCAUGCAAGAUUUUAUCAACCACCACGAGACAGAAAUACAGAUGAAUUAAAUUUGAAUAGAUACUUUUUUCAUCAUUCACCGCCAGAUCAUCAUGGAAUGAGACGAUAGUACAUAAAAUGCAUGGUAUUUCAAUAUGGUUGCGGGUCAAUUAGAAUAUAUAAAUGUUAUAGGGUGGGAUAAAACAAUUCAUAAUAUACAUAUAUCAAUCAUCAUUAAUGAAUCAAUCACAAAAACAAACCAUAUAUAUAUAUAUAUAGGGAUGGGGGUUAAUUAACCACGGUUAAUUAACCAUGGUUAAUUAA
Rhizophagus irregularis DAOM 181602=DAOM 197198 is the source of this 2162-nucleotide messenger RNA. RefSeq lists its product as uncharacterized. Gene Ontology annotation, cellular component: plasma membrane. NCBI's taxonomy places the organism in Eukaryota, Fungi, Glomeromycota, Glomeromycetes, Glomerales, Glomeraceae. Gene Ontology annotation, biological process: signal transduction. The record is from RefSeq and is a predicted model, not a curated record. Gene Ontology annotation, molecular function: transmembrane signaling receptor activity.